CUUUUGAUUCUACUCGAGUUACCACCAGCGGCCUCGUUGGUCGCCGUAGCUACGUACAUUUACACAUACGUUUUAUUUGUGUAUGUGAAGGCGUAUUAUUUUACAGUACAAAACACUCUGUGCACUUGUCAGUAUUCCUCCCAUGCUGUUUGUGUAGCAACUAAUUAUACUAAGCUACUUAGUUAUUAGUGUUCGCUUUUGGAAGACUAUCUUCGUGAACUUACAAGUUGUGUUAACUCAGCAUUAAUUGAUUAGUUUUUAAAGAGAGUAGAAAUCGACAGGAUCAAGAAUUAACGGCGAUAAAAUUACCACUUAAAGAAAAUGGAUUGUGUGAGUGGUUGGUGUAAGAGCAAACGACGUCUGGAUGGACAAACUGCUAUUGUGACAGGCAGUAACACCGGCAUUGGCAAAGAAACCGCGUCGGAUUUUUACGCCCGAGGAGCUCGGGUUAUAAUGGCAUGUCGAGAUACAAACAAAGCUGAGGCAGCCAAAAAAGAAAUUGAAACAGAGAGGCAAUCCGAAACGAAUUUGGGAACCUUAAUUGUUGAAAAAUUAGACGUGUCUAGUCUAAAAUCUGUUCGUGAAUUUGUGGGCCGCAUCUUGGAAUCUGAGCCGAAUAUAAAUAUUUUGGUAAAUAAUGCGGGUAUCAUGUAUACUCCAGAGGGCAAAACAGAGGAUGGCUUUGAGUUGCAAAUCGGCACCAAUCAUUUUGGACACGCAUUAUUGACGUUAUUGUUGCUCCCGAGGCUGAUAAAAUCUGGUCCUUCGAGAGUAGUUUGUGUGUCUUCUUUAUUACACAAAGAUGUUCGUGAGUUUGAUUUCGACAACUUAAAUUUCGAGAAAACGCCAUAUGACCCUAAAAUAGCUUAUGCUAACAGCAAGGCCGCUAAUGUCCUUUUUGCCAAGGGACUCGCAAUAAAACUUAAAGAAAUGAACAUCGAUAACGUGACCACAUACAGUUUGCAUCCUGGCGUGAUCAGGACUGAUAUUGGUAGAAACUUCAAUCAGACAGUUGGGUUUGGAGCUACAUUUGCCUUUAACUACAUGAUGGGACCAUUUUUGAAGUCGGUGAAAUGUGGCGCUCAAACGUCCAUAUUUUGCGCUGUAGACGAGACUUGUGCGGAGCAGAGCGGACUUUAUUACAGUGACUGCGCAGUGAAGCAACCUUCCAAGUUGUGCCAGGACGAAGACCUCGCUACAAGAUUCCUGGACCACACUGUUAAAGUGUUAAACCUAUCAAAUUACAAAGCAUUUGGUGAAAGUGAUCCACCGAAAGAAAUACUUGGUUAACCGUAACAUUUAACUAAACCUAAACGCAUGUUUACACAAAGUAGAAGUAGGAAAUCAGUUUCGGCUUGCACGAAAUUAAAAACACAAAAUUUUAUUUUGCGGUUGCGCGAAUUUAUCUGCGGGAAUCUUACAUAGUGUAAAUUUUGAAUUUAUCAGCAACAGAUGCGGCAAUGAAUUACAUUUUAAACAGUAAUAGCACGAUAACGUGUAACUUAAAAAUGUGAUAAAAAAUUUCAUAUAGAUUAGUUUACUAUGAUUAUGAUAAGCUGUAUUUAAUUGGCAAUGACAUAACAAAAUAUUAUAAAAUUAGUUUAUGAUGACUAUUUGAUUCAGUAGCUACAUUACCUUUUAACUUCUAUGAUUGUAACAUAAAUGAUCCUUCAUCUCAAUGGACUUUAGUCCUAUAUUUGCAGUUUAUAGCACUGCAAUUAUAUGACCCACCGUCGGAAGUCUGUACGAGGUCGAGUUUGUAAUUAGCCUAUCAAAGAAAUAACUGAAUACAAAACAACACACUAGUGGCGAAUGUUGUUACCACUAGUGCGGUGGGUAAUGUGAUGAGUUCAUAGAUAGAAAUCUCCGUUCCACUUCAAUGAAAACAAGUCAGUGGAGAGUGAAUUAUGUAACAUGCUAAUUUCUUAGUGGAUAAAUGGUGCAGAGUGGGGCAGGACAGGGCAGAGUAACUAUAACUUAUAUCCACCGGUUUCCUCCGCUCCGCUUCAGGGGAAACACUCACCACUUUUCUACUCUCCACUUUAUUGGAUACGCAGUCUAAGGUUUGCCCUUUGUAAGGCUUCGGAGCUUAUGGUCCGGUUUUAAGAUAAAGGUCAUCGACCAUGCAUCUAAGAUUUGUUAAAUCAACGAAACAUUUAAUUAAGUUUACAAAUCUUGUUUGGUGUUUAUUAACUUUGAAUUUGUUUAGCUGAUUGGUAGAUUGCAUAAUGCAUUGGUGAUGUGGCAGAAUUUAUUUAUAGAUGUUUACGUAAGUUAAUUGAAAUCAAAGAUUACCUAAAUGUAGGUACUGAUAGCACGCAAAACAUAAUAUAUUAGAUUGCUUGACAUGA
Amyelois transitella is the source of this 2351-nucleotide messenger RNA. Its product is annotated as retinol dehydrogenase 13. The transcript is spliced from 6 exons. The record is from RefSeq and is a predicted model, not a curated record. The coding region runs from base 322 to 1290 and encodes 322 amino acids. NCBI's taxonomy places the organism in Eukaryota, Metazoa, Arthropoda, Insecta, Lepidoptera, Pyralidae.